This is a messenger RNA of Oenanthe melanoleuca, 2587 nucleotides long. It is a transcript of the gene DPH6, whose product is annotated as diphthamine biosynthesis 6. Gene Ontology annotation, molecular function: diphthine-ammonia ligase activity. Lineage: Eukaryota; Metazoa; Chordata; Aves; Passeriformes; Muscicapidae. The record is from RefSeq and is a predicted model, not a curated record. Gene Ontology annotation, biological process: protein histidyl modification to diphthamide.
CGGGCCCCGCCGCCCCGGCCGGCUCGCCAAACCGCGGCGAAGGCAGCGCACCGCUCCGGGCACGGGGGCCGGCGGCUCGCCGAGCCUCGGUCCGCGCAGGCAGUCUGCCGGCCUGCCCCGGGAGGAGGGCCCGCCGAGGGGAGGCGGCCAAGCGGCAGCGGCAGCAACGGAGGAGCCGGCGGCGUGCGCAGCCCAGCGUGGCUGUACGACCACGCUCCUUCCCCGCUGCGCUUGCCGGCUGUCGCCCACCUCCCUGUCAGUGUUACCGCCCCCGGCCCGCGAGCAACAUGAGAGUAGUGGCUUUGAUCAGUGGUGGGAAGGACAGUUGCUAUAAUAUGAUGCAGUGUGUUGCUGCUGGGCAUCAGAUUGUUGCUCUAGCCAAUUUAAGACCUGCUGAAAAUACAGGGCAGACUGAUGAAUUGGACAGCUAUAUGUAUCAGACAGUAGGACACCAUGCCAUUGACCUAUAUGCUGAUGCAUUGGAUUUGCCGCUCUAUCGUGGUUUUAUUAAAGGUACCAGUGUAAAUACUGGAAGAGUGUAUACUGCAUGCCAGGAAGAUGAGGUUGAAGACCUUUACCAGCUCAUGAAACUUGUUAAGGAGAAGGAAGGAGUAGAGGGUGUAUCUGUGGGGGCCAUUCUUUCUGACUACCAGAGAGUUCGAGUGGAAGAUGUGUGCAGAAGGCUUAAUCUUCAGCCUUUAGCUUACCUCUGGCGUAGCAACCAGGAAAUACUGCUUAAAGAAAUGAUAUCAUCUAACAUUCAAGCCAUAAUCAUAAAAGUAGCAGCUUUUGGUCUAGAUCCAGAUAAGCAUCUAGGAAAAACUCUAGGUGAAAUGGAGCCUAUUCUUUUGGAGCUCUCUGAGAAAUACGGAGUCCAUGUCUGCGGAGAAGGAGGAGAAUAUGAAACAUUCACUCUGGACUGCCCCCUGUUUAAGAAGAAAAUAGUUGUAGAUUCAGCAAAGGUGAUCAUGCAUUCGGCAGAUGCAUUUGCACCUGUGGCCUACCUUCAUUUUUUAGAACUACAUCUGGAGAAUAAGGAAGAAUCCUUGGGUACUUGUGUGGUCAGUAGGUGUUCUUGUGAGAUAAACUGCAUGGAUGAUGAUAUUUUCCUUUCAUCAGAUGAGUGUGAACCACAGAAAAAUAUUCCUGUCAUCUGGAAGGCUUUGAAACAUAACUCUUUGGAUUUCACUAAGAAAUUUCAAAAUUCAGGAAAAUCCCUGAGUGGUUACCAGUGGUUUUCAAGUAUCACUGCCCACUUCCUUCCAUCAAAGGAUAAAAAUGCUGAAGAUGCAGCACGGGAAGCAUUUUCAUCUCUCAGAGCUAAUUUGACUUCAGAGGGAUUGAAACUGAAGGAUAUUAUUUUGGUUCAUCUAUAUAUGAAGAGCAUGAAAGAUUUCAGUAUUAUAAACUCAGUUUAUGUGACAGAAUUUGAUUUGUGUCCACCAGCAAGAGUAUGUGUGGAAACACUGUUACCUGAUGGAGUGCUGUUUUGCAUUGACUGCCUUGCACAUAAGGAUGACAAGGCAGCAGAUGAUGUAGUACAUGAUGAAAAGCUGGUCAUGCACGUACAGAGCAUUUCCCACUGGGCACCUGCCAGCAUAGGACCUUACAGUCAGUCCAUCAAGGUUGGCGGGGUCGCGUUCUGCGCGGGACAGAUCGCCCUGGUGCCCUGCACGCUGCAGCUCAUCGGCGGCGGGGUUCUCGCAGAGGCCAGCCUUUCCCUCCGGCACGUUGGGCGAGUUCUGCAGGCCACGAGCCAGGGGGCUGCUCUCCACCACGUCAUCUCUGCCAGCUGCUACGUGACCGACAGCAAGAGCAUCCCUGUUGCUCGCUCCAUAUGGCAGAAGAAGUUGAGAGAAUGCAGAAAGGUUGAAGAUUCAGAGAUGUGUAAUGAUGAAACUGCAGUAUGUGGGUUGCUUGCUGUGGUUGUAGUAUCUCACCUACCCAGGGAUGCUGCCAUUGAAUGGCAUGUUGUUGCAGUAGUUGAUGAUCCACUCCAGAGAAAACAUUUUGCAAUGAAGAUGUUGUCAGAGGGCUUCCAAAUUGAGUGUGAAUCUGUGGAGUCUAGUUCUGCAACUUGUGCAUCAAUCUCUGUACACCUGAGCUUGGUUUCAUCAUCCACUUCUCACCUUGAUUUGGAUGGAGCUCUUCAUGACUUAGUUGUGUUUAAACAAGCUGUCGACAAACUUUCAGAAGACUGCAGUGUCAGUCCUUUGUCCUUUAGAGCUUUCUUCAAGGCGCAUGUCUUUGAUGCUGAAACACUACAAAAAGGACUGCAAGAACACCUUGAAAAAUAUUUGGAAGAGAAGACCCCAGCUCUGAUUUUAGUACCUGUGGUGGAUUUACCCGACAAAGAUGUUAUUCAUAUAACAUGCUGGCUAAGCUAGCCAUUUAAAGGGAUGAGUUGAUAUCAAAACACACAUACAUUCCAUCCAGGAGAGAACAAAGAAAAGAGUUGAUACUAAUUCCAUUGGAUACUUUAAUGAAGCAAUAUUGUUCGAUUUAAGCAAAGUUGUAUUACCUUGUUAAUGAUGCCUCAUGAUCUGUAAUAGGUUUGUAUGAAGAAUAAAGUUUUUUUUUAAAAUAA